GGAUGUAGUACGUUGUUAGAUUGAGUUAGAUGGCGCGUUUCUUCGAUUAGGUCAACAAACUGAAAAUAGCGAGAUUAAUUGUUUAAAACGGCUGACCUUUGCAAAGAAGAUGCUCUUGUCUACUCACUCUCAGACGGUAGAUGACAACUAUGUUCUUGUAGCCAGUCUGGAUAAUGUCAGGAAUCUGUCAAACAUCUUGAAAGCCAUCACAUUUAAAGAUCACGCCAUCUUCAAUGCCACACCAAAUGGCUUGAAAGUCACAGUGGAGGACUCCAAAUGUCUGCAAGCCAAUGCGUUCAUUCAGGCAGAGAUCUUUCAAGAGUUUACCAUCAAAGAGGACUCGGUGGGUUUUCAGAUUAACCUGACUGUUCUCCUGGACUGUCUUACCAUCUUUGGCGGAAGCACUGUAGCAGGAGUGACUACUGCCUUGAGAAUGUGCUACAACGGCUAUGGCUACCCGCUGACUCUGUUUUUAGAGGAGGGUGGUGUUGUCACGGUGUGCAAGAUCAACACCCAGGAGCCAGAGGAGCCUAUUGACUUUGAGUUUUGUAGCACCAACGUAACCAAUAAAGUAAUCCUGCAGUCGGAGAGUCUGAAGGAAGCCUUUUCUGAGCUGGACAUGACUAGCGAGGUGCUGCAGAUCACCAUGUCUCCAAGCCAGCCCUACUUCAGAUUGUCUACAUUUGGGAAUUCUGGUAACGCCCAUUAUGACUAUCCCAAGGACUCUGACAUGAUGGAGCUUUUCCAGUGUUCAAAGACACAGACAAAUAGGUACAGGAUGUCCCUUCUGAAGCCAUCCACUAAGGCCCUAGCUCUGUCCUGUAAGGUCUCAGUGAGGACAGACAGCAGGGGGUUCCUUUCUCUACAGUACCUGGUCAGGAACGAUGACGGACAGAUCUGCUUCGUAGAAUAUUACUGUUGCCCGGAUGAGGAGGCUGAAGAAGAGUAUUGAGAAAAGUAAAAAAAGAUAAUGAUUUCUGCUAUUAUACUAAAGAAAUGCUUUAUUUAACUUGACCCUAUUAUAUGGGGGGUUUCUAAUGACUUGAUCAUUUGUAAAUAGUGUUUGUUUGUAUACAAUUAUUUUAAUUAAAGUGCUAACAUUGAACAAU
Messenger RNA from Esox lucius (northern pike), 1109 nucleotides. RefSeq names its product RAD1 homolog (S. pombe) (gene rad1). Lineage: Eukaryota; Metazoa; Chordata; Actinopteri; Esociformes; Esocidae. Gene Ontology annotation, cellular component: nucleus; checkpoint clamp complex. Gene Ontology annotation, biological process: DNA repair; DNA damage checkpoint signaling. Gene Ontology annotation, molecular function: 3'-5' exonuclease activity. The record is from RefSeq and is marked provisional.